This is a messenger RNA of Microthlaspi erraticum, 1989 nucleotides long. NCBI's taxonomy places the organism in Eukaryota, Viridiplantae, Streptophyta, Magnoliopsida, Brassicales, Brassicaceae. The record is from the annotation of a GenBank genome assembly.
AUGAAACAGAGGAGUUUCAUUUUACUCCUCCUCUGUUUUGUUCUUAUAACCUCAGCUAUUACUUCAGUUUCAGCAGAAGCACAAUGCAUGAACAGUGGGAUUUACAUUUCAAACAGCACUUUCGAAGCAAAUCUCCCACGAAUACUCUCUUUUCUUCCUUCAAAUGUCACGGCUCAAGACGAUUUCUUCUACAGCGGUUCCAUCGGAGAAGAACCAAACCAGAAAGUCUACGCAACAGGGAUGUGCAUCCCAGGAUCAACUUCAGGUCAAUGUUCUGUUUGUAUCAAGACCGCUUCUGAUGAUUUGUUACAGAGCUGCCCUGGCCAAGUAGAAGCCUAUAAAUGGGCAACUGAGCCAACGCUUUGCUAUGUACGGUACGCUGAUGCUUCUUUCUUGGGCUCUCUAGAUGCAGACAGCAAUAAUUUGGUCUACAACCCUGGAGAUUCCAACUCAAAUCUGAUAGAGUUCAAGGCAAUAUGGGACGACUUAGUGGUUCGUAUGAUUGCUGCAGCCUCCAAAGCAAAAAGCACACCAUCGUCCAGUGAUAACCAUUACACAGUUGAUGUUGCAGCAUUGACACCUUCACAGAAUCUAUACGCUUUGAUGCAGUGCACGCCGGAUCUUUCUUCUGGUGAUUGUGAAAAAUGUCUCCAACACCAGUCAUGUUGUGGUCAGAGGCAAGGAGGCGUUAUUAUGAAGCCAAACUGCUAUUUCCGUUGGGAUGUGGUUGCAUUCUACAAGGUUUUUGAUAAUAUUUCUGUGGCUUAUCGUCCUCCUCCUCCUUCUGAUGGUAGUAGAAAAAUGUCAACAAGAGUUAUUGCGGCAAUUGUUGUUCCCAUUGUAGUCAUCAUUAUCAUCAUCAUCAUCGUGGUACUAAUUAUUCGGCGAUCUGCUCUACUUUGCUGGAAGAAAAAACCAUUUCAAGAAUUUGAUUUUUCUCAAUCUGGUAUCUCAGCUGUACGUUCCCUCCAAUUUGAUUUUAAGGCAAUUGAAUUUGCAACAGACAAGUUUAGUAACAAGCUUGGUCAAGGUGGAUUCGGCGAAGUUUUUAAGGGUACGUUGCUUAAUGGAACAGAAGUUGCUGUGAAGAGGCUAUCGAAAACAUCAUCACAAGGUGCACUAGAAUUCAAGAACGAGGUUGUUGUUGUUGCAAAACUUCAGCACAAGAAUCUUGUUAGGCUUCACGGCUUUUGUCUAGAAGGAGAAGAAAAGAUCCUUAUUUAUGAAUUUGUCCCUAACAAGAGCCUUGAUUACUUCCUCUUUGAUCCAACAAAGAAAGGGGAAUUAGACUGGACAAAACGAUACAACAUUAUCGGGGGAAUCACUAGAGGAAUUCUAUAUCUUCAUCAUGAUUCGCGGCUCACAAUCAUACACCGUGAUCUCAAAGCAAGUAACAUUCUCUUAGAUGCCGAUAUGAACCCUAAAAUUGCUGAUUUUGGAAUGGCCAGAAUUUUUGAGAUGCACCAAAACGGAGCAAAUACAAACAGGAUAGUUGGGACAAGAGGAUACAUGCCCCCAGAAUAUGUAAUGCAUGGACAGUUCUCAACGAAAUCAGAUGUCUAUAGUUUCGGAGUCUUAGUUCUUGAGAUUAUAUGUGGUCGACAGAACAUGUUUGUCCACCAAGCAGACACUACUACAGUUGAGAAUUUGGUCACAUACGCUUGGAGAUUGUGGAGAGACGGGAGACCAUUAGAACUUGUGGAUUCAACCAUUUCAGAGAAUUGUCAGACCGAAGAAGUGACAAGAUGCAUCCACGUUGCGUUGCUAUGUGUUCAACACGAUCCCACAGAUCGUCCUGACCUGUCCACAAUCGACAUGAUGCUCACUAGGAACUCCCUAAACUUACCUCUUCCUCAAACACCUGGAUUCUUCUUUCCAAAUAGACGCAGUUACCGAGAACAAGAUGGCAUCGUGUCUAUCCAAUCUACGAUCACGUCCAAUUCAUACACUAACAAUGAUCUAACCAUUACAGAUCUGGAACCUCGUUGA